This is a messenger RNA of Helianthus annuus (common sunflower), 1668 nucleotides long. RefSeq names its product protein FAR1-RELATED SEQUENCE 5-like. The transcript has 4 exons. The record is from RefSeq and is a predicted model, not a curated record. Gene Ontology annotation, molecular function: zinc ion binding. Gene Ontology annotation, biological process: regulation of DNA-templated transcription. The coding region runs from base 1 to 1668 and encodes 555 amino acids. NCBI's taxonomy places the organism in Eukaryota, Viridiplantae, Streptophyta, Magnoliopsida, Asterales, Asteraceae.
AUGGAAGAAAAGUUCAUUCAUAGGGUUGCUUCAAAUAAUAUAGGAGCAACACGUGCUCAUAACGUAUUAAGCAGUAUUAGAGGUUCUAGAUAUCUUGUGCAUGGAACAAUAACAGAUUUUAAAAAUUGCAGAAGGGAUCUUAAUGUUUUUAUUGGUGAGAAUGAUGCUCAAAUGUUAAAGGAUAAAAUGGAAGGAAGAAGAGAUCAUUUGCAUAAUUUCUCAUUUGAAUAUAAGUUAGAAAACAGUGAAUUGUCUGCUUUCUUUUGGGCUGAUGAAACUGCAAAAUGCAAUUAUGAAGCGUUUGGUGAUAUUAUAUCUUUUGAUGCAACUUAUAGGACAAACAGGUACUGUAUGGUUUUUGUACCGUUUACUGGUGUGGAUAAUCAUAGGAAAUGUGUUACGAUUGGAGCUGGGAUGAUUGCAAAAGAAAAUAUUGAAUCAUUUACAUUUUUGCUAGAAAGUUUUCUGAAAGCAUUCAAAAAACAACCAAACAUAAUUGUUACGGAUCAAGAUCCGGCAAUGAAGGUUGCUGUGUCAAAAGUAUUCACUGAAUCAAAACAUAGACUUUGCACGUGGCACAUUACAAACAAACUUCCAACAAAGGUUUGUGGAGAUGUAGAAAACAAUGCUGAGUUUAAAAGUAAGUUUCAUAAACUUGUUUGGAGUAUUUAUACUGGACCUGAACAAUUUGAGAAGAGAUGGAGAGAGUUGAUGGAAGAAUACAAUCUUUUGGGAAACAAAUGGCUGUCAGAUAUGUAUGAAAUUCGACAUCGAUGGAUUCCAUCUUAUUUUAAAGAUGUUGAAUUUUGUGGAUUAAUGAGAACAACUUCAAGAUCAGAAAGUGAGAAUUCAUUUUUCAACAGUUUUACUCACUAUGGAGAUACGUUGAUACAAUUUAUGUUUUCAUUUGAUGCUGCUAUGGACAAACAAAGAUAUAUACAAGAAACGCUAGAUCAUCAAACAAAAAACACAACUCCAAAGUAUAAAACUCCAUUGAAUAUUGAAAAGCAUGCUGCAAAAUUAUAUACUAGAACAAUAUUUAGAUUGAUUCAAGUUGAAAUCGAAGAAUCUGUUUGGAGAUGUUCUCAUAAUGUUGUGAAUACUGAAGGAGUAAUUGAAACUACAAUCGUAAAAGAAAAGAGAAAAAGUCAACCUGUUGAAGAUGACUUAGUGCCUUUGCAGAUGUAUAACACUGAACCAAUACAUGAAUUCAAGGUUACCCGUAAUACAGAAGAUGGAAAUAUUGAAUGUUCAUGUCAAAUGUUUUUGAGACUUGGAAUACUAUGCAAACAUAUAUUCCAUGUUUUAAAUAACUGUGAUAUUGAAGAAAUUCCUGAAAAGUAUAUAUGCAAGCGUUGGAUGAAGGACUUGAUUCCUGCAGAUAUAAGACAAAAAAAGGUUCUAUACAGUGAAACAGAUAAUGAAGCUGAAGAAAUGGCUAACAAAGCAAUAUCUUCUGUUGAUUAUUGUUUAAGGGCUCUGAUGAAUAACAAAGCUGAACUUAAAGAGUUUGUGGAAAAAAUAGAGAAUAUGAGGGCAGAAAUAGAAGAUAAAGGCUUAAAUCAAGAAAAAUUACCGAAGGAAGCUAGGUAUGAGUCAAUGCUUGGAGUACGUGUUAGAGAACAAAAUGAAAUUCAAAAUCCGACUGAUAUGUACCAUGUCAGCUAA